AGCGCUUCUCUAGUAGAACGCAGAGACGAAGAGCGACGGAACGCCUGGGAGCGUUUAUGGCUGCCUUCUACGCUCGGCAUCCAGUAAUUUCUUCUCGGUCUUUUUAGAGGCCGUGGAAACGAGACUGUGGCAUUAUAUAUUGCGUGGAAAUAGCCUCCGUCAAAGUCUCUCUUGCGCAGUCACAGCUAACCUCCAGCUGCUAAGGAAGCACAUUUCAACUUCGUCGCCCGUGGAUAGUUGUUUUCACGAGAUACUCAACGGAACUACAGCUACAACCGGUGCUUGAAGAAGUCGCGGAGUUGCCGUUGAACGGAGAACUAAGUGAAUUCGAAGGGACGAGGAUUUUUCGUAACUUUUUCCUUGCCAACGUUGGAGCGUAUUGUUGUAGCGCCGCAUUGUCAUCAGUUGAAUUUGGCAAGCUAGCUGGAUGCGUUAGCUGCGAGCAUAGCUGUGCUGCUCGGCUGCAGUCAGGAUUGUUAUCCAGGCAACUUUUAAUGAUAAUGCCUUACCUACGUUAUGCAACAGGUAGACCGUUUGCAGGCACGACAGAUGAGCAUGAACGGUUAGAUAUUUAGACGUCAAUCUGUCUUUUUUAAGUGGUUAACUUUGGGGCGCGCGGCGUUUUCGUCUUAGUUUAGAUUUUUUUGGGGGGGGUGUAAAGCACUGUUUCGCAUCUCAUAGUAGAAGCUCUUCAAAGAUGCACUUUAAGGACUCCGUCUAACCGACAUGUAGGCAUGACCAUGUUGGAUCACACGGAAUAAUACGAGCCCCAGCUCGGACAGUUGGCUCCAGAAUUUGACGCUGAUGUGAGAAAGAGGGAAGCGGAGAACCUCAAUCAUCUGAUUUACAGUAGCUCGCCUUCUACCUUCGUGAGUUUGUGCAUCAAAAUGUCCGCCGUCUCUGCAUCCGAGAAAGUGGACGGGUUUACGAGGAAGUCUAUGAGGAAGGCGCAGAAGCAGAGAAAAUCCCAAGGCUCCUCUCAGUUUCGUACUCAGAGCGCUCCGAUCGAGCUGUCCCCACUGCCGCAGCUCAAAGAUGCCCCCUCUACAGACCAGCAGGAACUGUUCUGUCAGAAACUCCAGCAGUGUUGCACGCUUUUCGACUUCCUGGACUCUGUGGGGGACCUGAAGAGCAAGGAGGUGAAGAGGGCCGCGCUGAACGAAUUGGUGGACUAUCUUUCCACCAACAGAGGUGUGCUGGUUGAGAAUGCAUACCCAGAGAUCACAAACAUGAUCAGCACCAAUAUUUUCCGGGCUCUUCCACCAAGUGACAAUCCCGAUUUCGACCCAGAGGAGGAUGAACCCACCUUAGAAGCUGCAUGGCCUCACAUCCAACUGGUCUACGAAUUUCUGCUGCGCUUCUUGGAGAAUCCAGACUUUCAGCCCAGCAUUGCAAAGCGAUAUAUUGAUCAGAAAUUUGUGCUGCAGCUGCUGGAGCUGUUUGACAGCGAGGACCCGAGGGAGCGGGACUUCCUGAAGACUAUUCUCCAUCGGAUUUACGGAAAAUUUCUGGGCUUGAGAGCCUUCAUCAGGAAGCAGAUCAACAACAUCUUCCUGAAGUUCAUUUAUGAAACCGAACACUUUAAUGGUGUGGCUGAACUGCUGGAGAUCCUCGGAAGUAUCAUCAACGGUUUCGCGUUGCCCCUGAAAGCAGAGCACAAGCAGUUCCUGAUGAAGGUGCUCAUCCCGUUGCACACAGCUAAAGCAUUAUCCCUUUUCCAUGCACAGCUGGCUUACUGUGUGGUUCAGUUCCUGGAGAAAGAUCCCACGCUUACCGAGCCGGUGAUCCGUGGCCUGUUGAAGUUCUGGCCGAAAACCUGCAGCCAAAAAGAGGUGAUGUUCCUGGGCGAAAUAGAGGAGAUCCUGGAUGUCAUCGAACCGUCGCAGUUUAAAAAGAUCCAAGAGCCAUUAUUCAAGCAGAUUGCCAAAUGUGUGUCCAACCCACAUUUUCAGGUAGCAGAGCGGGCGCUGUACUUCUGGAACAACGAGUACAUCCUCAGCCUCAUCGAGGAGAACAUCGAUAAGAUCCUUCCCAUCAUGUUCAGCAGCUUGUACAAAAUCUCUAAAGAGCACUGGAACCAGACAAUCGUGGCUUUGAUCUACAACGUCCUGAAGACGCUGAUGGAGAUGAACUGCCCUCUGUUUGACGAACUGACAGCUUCCUAUAAAGCACAAAAGCAGCGAGAGAUGAUGAAGGAGCAGGAACGGGACGAGCUGUGGAAGAAGCUGGAGGAGCUGCAGGUCAGCCGCGCCUCUGAGGUCCAGAACAACAGCCACGGGUCACCUGCAGCCCUUAACAACAACAACAGUAACAACAACAACAACAAUAAUGAAACCCUGGAGAGCAGCAGCGAUGUUGAAGAUACUGCCGUCAUCAUGGAAGACCUCCAUCAAGAUGCUACCGAUAUAGCCUGCGAGAGCGUCUCAUGUGCCAAAUGACAGCGGAUGGCGGCUUUUUAUUCUGAAGCGCUUCAACUUUCAGGACCGUUGGAGGAAGAUUAACAAGGAUGUAACACAAAUUACACCUCAGCAGUAUAAUAAAUCUUAGAUCUACAAAGAACACCAGCAGUUCUUUGUAUAUAUAAAUAUAUAUUUCCUCUUGAGACUAUUUUUUUGGAUGUUACAGUGUGGCUGCCGUAUGUUUAUAUGUCUGAUCAGAGCUGUAUCCUUCCACGUCUAGUUUCCUAAUCGGUAAUGUUUUCUUUUUCUCGUGCUCGGUGUAUGAUACAUGGGAAGGAGAGGAAAUGAUGACUUGAAUUUCCAACCGUGCUGCACUUAGAAGUAAACAAGCCGAACAGCUAUUUAAAGAUGUCUAUUUUUAAUGUGCUUUUCCUCGUCGCUGCCCACACCUGUAGGUGCAAACCUGAAACGAGAAGGGAACUCGAAUGUUGGGAGUGUUUUUCUUUGUUCUUCGCACAUGGGACCAGACCCAGAUAAAUACAGACACCCGUAUAUAUAUUUAUACAGAGAACUGUUUAUAUGCAAAAAAAAUUUUAAAAAUUGUGAGGAGACGAAGAAUCAUGGCCAUAAAUGAUUUAUGAUAAACAGAUAUUAUUCCUGAAAUCACUCUGCUUUAGACUAAAAAUUUAAAAGUGAUUAAUACUUAAGGUAAAUGUAAUAUUUUUUUAGCCUAUUUUUGUGGUUUCAGGUGUUGGUAAAUACUUUUUCAUCUUGGUGAAAACAUGAAGCUAAUACAUUUGUCACUGUUUAUAAAAGGAGUCACACUAAAGUAUUGAGAAAAGGGCUUUCAAUAUUCAAAAAAAUUUUUUUUUGAUUUAAAGGAUUAGCUCGGCAUUUCAACUUUGCGCUUGUAAACGAUGGCUCUGUCCUGAGAAUAAAAAAUCUACCAAAUUAAACUUAAAAAGCACACUAAUUAACACAUUUUCUUGUAAUGCAUAUUCUCAAUAAAGCAUCUACAUGCUUUAUUGAGAAUAUGCAUUACAAGAAAAUUAAAAGUAUUAAAUAACGCAACACAGACAGCAAUCAUUUACCACUAUAACGACUUGUUCCUUUAAAACCGUUAAUCUAAACAGACCAAAAAAAAAAAAAAAGCCUGAGCAUUGAUGAAGAAGAAUAUUUUUGGGUCAUCCAGGAAUGGGAUGCAUAAUAAGCUUCUGUGUAUUUUUGGAGUGUAUUUAUUGAGCUUGGAGGCUACUUACAGGGAAAUGCCACUCGGCUUCGAUGUUGCUGUGGUUGAGCAACAGUUAAAAUCGUCUCGGCUCCUUCCUGGUGCUAAACUAGACGUACUGUUACUCUCUUACCAAGAAUAUUGCACCAGAAAACCCAUGAAAGAUGAGAAAUCCAGACCAUCCGUGACUUUUCGCCCGACGCGUCUGAUCUUGGGAGCUCAAACAUGAUGUGAAAAGCGCGACCCCUGACCUCCACAGUUUAUAGGAAAGACUUCUGAGAGCCAGUGCUGAAUGGUGUUCCCUCUGAACUUGAUGUCUGCUCUUGUUUCUGCUCUGUUCAGUUCAUCUGUCGGUCUUCUCUGAUGCCUUUUUGUCAGUACAGCAUUCCAGCCUCUGUGAACUUUAAAACGGGGAACCUGUUUUGUAAUCACAGACACUGUUUGGGUUUCACCAUCAAAUAAAGUCUACUUUAUCUUUCUA
Xiphophorus hellerii (green swordtail) is the source of this 4108-nucleotide messenger RNA. It is a transcript of the gene ppp2r5a, whose product is annotated as protein phosphatase 2, regulatory subunit B', alpha isoform. The record is from RefSeq and is a predicted model, not a curated record. Bases 888 to 2438 code for a protein of 516 amino acids. Gene Ontology annotation, cellular component: nucleus; protein phosphatase type 2A complex; cytosol. Gene Ontology annotation, molecular function: protein phosphatase activator activity. Lineage: Eukaryota; Metazoa; Chordata; Actinopteri; Cyprinodontiformes; Poeciliidae. The transcript has 13 exons. Gene Ontology annotation, biological process: signal transduction; protein dephosphorylation.